Sander lucioperca (pikeperch) is the source of this 3308-nucleotide messenger RNA. It is a transcript of the gene cdca2, whose product is annotated as cell division cycle associated 2. Bases 355 to 3117 code for a protein of 920 amino acids. Lineage: Eukaryota; Metazoa; Chordata; Actinopteri; Perciformes; Percidae. The transcript is spliced from 15 exons. Gene Ontology annotation, cellular component: chromosome; nucleus. The record is from RefSeq and is a predicted model, not a curated record. Gene Ontology annotation, biological process: regulation of chromosome segregation; regulation of mitotic nuclear division.
UUAAAAAUAAGGAAGUUAGUUCCUCCGAAUGAUACAGCUUCUAAGUUAGUAUCGACUUUUUUGAUCAACAUUGGCCGUUGUUUCUAACCAUAUUUUACAUUUAUAAACAAGACUACAUAAUACACAGCGUGUUUUUUAUGUUGUAACAGUGUUUGUUUUCAUUACGUUUUCGCGGAGGGAUCCACACGCAGCCGCUGGGUCUGGCGUGGAGCAUAAUUUGAAUCGCUCUCUACUCCUUUUAGUCGUUUGCAUUAUCAUGUAUUCAAGACCUUAAUGCCUUUUUUACGACACAGUAGUCUAUACAUGUUUUUUUAUAUCUGUUUAAACGGGAGACACCCCUUUUAUUUGCCUUAAAUGUAUAAGAUGGCUACCGUGAUGAACACUGCUAGCACUGAGGGAGAUCAGAAGGAGACAAUGUUGUCCCCCUCAGAAGAGGACUCCCCUCCUGUUUUUAUUGACCCCUCAGACCCCCUGAAAUUUUCCGAGCUAACACCUUGUCAGUUUGGCAUCUCUGUCCAGAGUUUUGUUCCAGCAUCAGCCAACAGCAAAGGUAAGUCUCGUCUAGCACAGAUAAAAAAGGCAAGGCGGAGGUCCAGCGUUGGUGUCCGUGGCUCCCCAGAGACAAACUCCCUCAUUCGCUUCAUGGCACAACAGAGGAUGAAGACUCCACCAACCUUUAAAACUCCAGAGCUUGUCCGAGGCAGCCCCUUCCUUCCCCGGGUCGCCUCCACGCUGAGGCAGAAGAUGGCCUCCUUCCAGAGCCUGAUGGAUGUGGAAGAGAGUGAGGUCUGUGAUCCGAUGCCAAGGCAGGACAGCAACACUGGAGGAUGCAUCAAGACAAGAGAUUAUCUGUCUGAUGGGAACAGCCAUAAUGGAGGGAAGGAGAACCACCCACCAAUGAUGACGCCCGUACCCAGCAAGAGGAGGCGCCUGGGCCCCCGGGAAGGGUGUGAGGUUGAGAUUAGAGAGGGCAGCACUCCUAUCUCCAACUUCAGUCUGAAGGAGCAGGAGGAGGAAGAUGAACCAGUGACACGAGGACCACUGCCAUCCACUGAGACCGCGGAAGAGGCCAAAGCCGUGCUUAUAUCCCCAACCCUUCACACUGAUCUUGAGCUCCGAGGCUGUUCCCCUGCUAAGAACCACCAGGACAGUCUCUUUGAACUCCAAAGCCUCGGCCGACCACCACCUGAUGAUGCUGCAGCUGCUUCACCAGCUGCAGGAUCAUCAUCCCCCUUCCACAUCCCCUCUGUCCCCUCUUUGCUGGAGAUGAAGCCCACAGGAGAGGAUGAUUCCACCGGGACGUCCACGGUUAAGAAAGCGAAAAAGAGGGUGCGCUUUGGAGGUCCGCUCUCUCCUGAGUUCUUUGAUAAGAACCUGCCCCCCAGCACACCGCUACAGAAGGGGGGCACGCCGGGCCGGGCGCCCACACCAGGUGGGAGCUUACAGCCGCGCCCAGUGCUGAAGACACCGCAGAGGAGUGAAUCCCAAACGCCACAAGCUCAGCCAGAUCCCAGCACCCCCUUAGGGUUUGGUGCCUCACCUACACUUGCAAUGCCUCGCAACCGCAGAAUGCCGUCUGUGGGAGAGGACGGUGAAGAGAAGGAUGGAGAGAUUGUUUUCCCUUCAAUGGAGGAGAUUGACUCUGCGGUGACGAGAGAUACAGAAUGUACGUGGGACCCUCAGCCGUUGAAUUUAAACACUGCUUUCAAUGAGGAGUCUCUUUCACAGAUUCUGUCAGAGUCUGAGACUAAACCCAGCACAACCUCCCAGAUGGAUGCCCUGGAUGAGCCUACAUCCGUGCCAGAGGAGAAGAAGCAACAUGAAGUGGGUGUGGAAGCUCCGGCGCAAUCUAGAAACCGAAGGAAGAAAAAGCCAGGACCAGAGCAUGCGUCUAGCGGUGAGGCUCCAGCUCGCUCCGGCAGUCUAAAGAGAAAGCAGCCAGAGGAGAGCGAGCCUGGGAAGAGGUCGACACGCUCGGCUGCUAAGUCGGCCGCUGGGAAGAUGAAGAUGGCCUCCACGGCAACCCGGCGGUGGAGCAGGGGCGUGGACCGCUCCCUGUACGGCUCUCGGGCGUUCGCCUCCAAGAACCCCAACCUGAGUCCCAUCACGGAGACGUUGUCCCUCAUCAGCCGGUCUCCAGCAGCACCGCACACUCCCUCUGCCAGCUGCACAGGCGCAAAUCAUGAGACCCACUUGAACCCUGAGAUGGCUAACGACACUCGAGCGAUCGGUCACAUUACUGUGACUAAUGCCUUGGAAGAUCCUUCAGAAGAUUCCGUCACAUCUCCCAACUCCAUUAAAGAAAGCCCCACGGAGGACGGCAGGGGGCCGAGGGCCAGAGGGAGAGCACUGCAGAAAAGGAAGGUCAGUGUUGCUGACGAUAGCCUGUUCUGUGAGGAGACUGUGGACCAGACUGGAGUAAAGACACAGGAGUCCUGUGAAGACCAAACUACUCCAAACCUUCAGGCAUCAAGGGAAACCCCUCUGAACCCCACUGUACCUGAACAAGGAGAAGUCAACACUGAAGAUAUUGCCCAGACCUCUGCCGAUACACACUGCACAAACUCCGAUGGGAAAUUACAAUGCCGUGGCAGUCUGGACGCACCCUCCUCAGACUGUCCACCUUUGGCAUUCACUUUGAGUCUGCCAGCAGAGCCGGCACAGAGAAAAGCCAAGCGGGGCAGGAGGAGCUCUGUAAACCGCUCAGUGCUACGGGAGCAGGGGCACCGGGCAGAGGAGCACCCAACCAGCCAUGAAGUGGACGAGAAGGGACAGGCGGACCAAGCAGCUAGCCAGCAGGAAAACAUCAGGCCAAGCUCCGAUAGCCAGGAGGUUGGGGGGGUAGCCGGUUUGGACCUCGCCCCGUGGCAGGCUGACUUUAAUUUUGAGGAUGUGUUCCGACCUGUCGCCACUAGAGGGCAGCGCUCGGUGCGCCGCAGCCUGAGGAACAAGUGCAAUGCAGAGCCAAGCAGCACCAGUGCGGGUCUCGCCUGGCUGCCUUGGACCUCCCCCGAGUCCAACUCAGAGGCGCGCAGGAAGACCCGCGGCCGGCGGCUCUCUGCGGCUCCACCUGUCCAACCUCCACUCCCCGAGGAGACACAAGACAGCGCUUCAUGAGACUGUAACCUGACGACAUGAACGUGAACUGAGAUUAAAUGGGGAUAACUAAUGCAUUCAUCACACCUUCAUACAUACCUACCCUGUUUUCUUAAAGUGUUCAUAUUAUGCUCAUUUUCAGGUUCAUAAUUAUAUUUAGAGGUUAUAUCAGAAUAGGUUUACAUGGUUUAGUUUCCAAAAACACCAUAUAU